Molecule: messenger RNA, 1636 nt
Organism: Saprolegnia diclina VS20
Lineage: Eukaryota; Oomycota; Saprolegniomycetes; Saprolegniales; Saprolegniaceae
Product: serine/threonine protein kinase
Exons: 2
Coding region: 12-1502 (496 amino acids)
Biological process (GO): protein phosphorylation
Molecular function (GO): protein kinase activity; ATP binding
Source: RefSeq, a predicted model, not a curated record
UUUUUCGCACGAUGGCCGACGUCGUAUGCAGCGCUUGCGGCGAGGCCACCAACAUCCUCUUGGCGCAGUGCGCCUCAUGCAGCGCCGACCUGCCCUCGGAGCAUGAGCGACUCGAGCUCCUCGUCGGGCACGUGCAGGCGCUCUCGGCAACCAUCGAGCGGCUCCACGAGCAGGUCGCGGCCGUGGACCUCCGCGCUUCGGCCGUCGAGCACGAGCAACACCAGCUGCAGCGCGACCGGCUCGCGUUCGAGGUCGAGAAGCAGCAAUGGUACUACGAGCGACAGCCCGAGGAGCCGCCGAUUCGACGCAUCGAGCUCGGACAGUUUGCUUCGGCGUCGGUCCUGGCGGACGGCGCCACGUACGACAUCCGCGCCGGGACGAUCGAAGGCAAGACCGUCGUGCAAAAGAGGCUUCGGGAUCCGAGCCAGUUCUCGAGCUUUGUGCAACUCGCGUCCUUUCUCUCGCUGCUCAAGAGCGACUACAUUGUCAGUCUUCUCGGCUCGACGGCGUGGAAGGCCGAGAUCGGACCGGCCUUGUACUUUGAGCACAUGGAGCUCACCGACUUGCGCUCGUACAUGGCGUCGACGCCCCGCGACGCAUUCUCGUGGGACGCCAAGUUUCAAAUUGCGCUUGGCGUCGCCCAUGCUCUCUCGUACUUGCACAAGAUGGACCUCUGUCACGGAGCGCUACGUCUCGACCACGUCUUACUCAACGGCAAGAAGCACGCCAAGCUCACGGGCUUCCAAGCGGCGCCGAGCGAGGACGGCAUGGCCGGCGACAUUACGGCCUUUGGCCAGCUCCUCCUCGAGUUGGCGAGUCACGGCCGCGAAGACCUCGACGCGUACGACAGCCCCAAGUGGUACAAGGCGAUUCUCGAGCACUGCGUUGUCGACCUCGAGGAGGAGCAGGACGAGGUCCAGCCGUCGGCUGUCGACCUCGUCUCGGUCUUUGAAAUGUACCCGAGCAUGAAGCGCGCGCACAAGGCCGGCCCCACGACGCCCUGCACCGUGACAGUCCAUCGCGCCCAGGGCCUCGCGAAUCCGCUGGUCUUUGGUGCGCCGCAGCGCUACUGCCGCGUUCGCGUCGGCGGCCAAGUACUCGAAACCAAGGUCCAGGACCACGCUCAUUGGAACGAAGCAUGCAUCUUUGACGCCGUCGACCCGCUCGUCAUGGAGCUCGAGGUCGACAUUCUCAAUGCUGACGGCGGCCGCCUCGGCAAGUGCAGCGUUGCGCUGCUGGAUGUGAUGAGCCUCCGCCGCCCGAGCCUCGAGCUCUGGCUCCAAGUGUAUUCGACGGGAAAGCCGUGUGGUGAGUUGCACGUGACGCUCGAGUUCCCGAACGUAAGCCUCCGCGACCGCUUCGAAGCCUACCGCGCCUACUUGAACGACGCAAGCCCGCGCGCCGUCCACUCGCUCCUCAAGGCCAAGUGCGACCGCAUCUUGCUCGAGCGCGGCCCAGAAGCAACCGCCAAGAUCAUCCCCGGCGUCGUCAUGCUGCGCUAGCCCACGCAAACAGAAAAACUUAGUCUUUAUCGUGUGACCCUUCAAGAUAGCAAGUUAGCAUUCGUAUACAUUCUUCCGAGUCCCUAUAGCUAGCAUCCAAAUGUACUUCAGCCAGAACAGGACGUAUCAUCCAC